Messenger RNA from Trichomycterus rosablanca, 2200 nucleotides. RefSeq names its product transgelin 3a (gene tagln3a). The transcript is spliced from 5 exons. Gene Ontology annotation, biological process: actin filament organization. Lineage: Eukaryota; Metazoa; Chordata; Actinopteri; Siluriformes; Trichomycteridae. Gene Ontology annotation, cellular component: actin cytoskeleton. Bases 56 to 697 code for a protein of 213 amino acids. Gene Ontology annotation, molecular function: actin filament binding. The record is from RefSeq and is a predicted model, not a curated record.
ACCACAGGCGGGUCCUCGUUGCGGUCGUCGUGCAGCUCAGUACCACUCAGUGCCGAUGGCGAACCGAGGGCCGAGCUACGGCCUGAGCCGGGAGGUGCAGGAGAAGAUCGAGCAGAAGUACAACUCUGAACUGGAGGCCAGACUGGUGGACUGGAUCAUAGCGCAGUGUGGAGACGACCUGCCACGCCCAGACCCCGGCAGACAAAACUUCCAGAAGUGGCUCAUGGACGGCACGAUUCUGUGUCGUCUGAUUAACAGUUUGUACCCGAGCGACCUGCAGCCCAUCAAGAAGAUUCCAGAAACCAGGAUGGUCUUCAAGCAGAUGGAGAAGAUUUCUCAGUUCCUCGAGGCUGCAGAAGUUUACGGAGUCACCAGAGGAGACAUCUUCCAAACCGUCGACCUGUGGGAAGGGAAGGACAUGGCUGCGGUCCAGAGGACGCUCAUGGCUCUCGGAAGUGAAGCUCUCACCAAGGAUGAUGGUUAUUACCGUGGCAACAAGGACUGGUUCCACAGGAAAGUUAAAGGACAGCGGAGGGAGUUCUCAGAGGAGCAACUGCGCCAGGGUCGCGCCCUGAUAGGCCUGCAGAUGGGCAGCAACCGCGGUGCGUCUCAGGCGGGCAUGACCAGCUACGGCAUGCCACGCCAGAUAAUGCGCUACGACUCGCCCCGUCACAACGGAGAACCGGGCUCGCCCUAAAAACACACUCACGAUGCUACGAUCCCAAUUUACACCAGACUAACAUCUUCUACAGAUCUUUUCUUUACUCCAAAAUACUCACAAAAUUCACUUUUCCAUUCCUAAAAUUCCAGAGCUGAGUCGAUGUGAGUGUGUAUGAAGAGCUUUAAGCUUCCAGGCUGCAUGUUACUGACAAUCAACUCAAAAAGAAUGUCGGCUUCCUAAACUACUCGUAUCUGAGACAAAAUACUUUUAUAUUAUCAUGCUGUAACAUCAGAGGGGAAGGUCAGCGUCAUGACCCUCUACGCCCCCGUAAUGAGCCUGAGAAAAUCUAAAAAUGAUUUUAUUUUUGAGCAGUUCUAAUUUUAUCGAAUCAUAAUUUGACAAUCAACAUUCAACCAAACAAACGUAAAUGUAAGUGAACAAAUCCUUCACACCCGCCUAUUCAAUCUGUGUUGGAACGUGAAGCCAUAAAUUAAAGACGCCUAUUUGUCUCCCUCUGUUGUUGCUAAAAAGAAUGAAUAAUAAGAAGAAGAACCUUUAUUGUCAUAUACUGUACGUCUCUCCAAAAAAGAUAAAAGAAAAUUUAUAUGACGUAUUCGACAAUUUACAUGUUCUAGCCUACAGGCUACAAUAAAGCAUUUAGUUUGAGAACGAGCUUAGUCUAAUCUCCGGAGGUCAGUCUGACUCCUAAUUACAGGCUGUAUUUUAUGCUGACAGUGUUGGAUUUUAAGGUGGGAGUCGGUGACAAACUAAAAACGUCUGUGGGUUUCAUUAUUCUAGGAUGGGACGUGACCUUAUUACAGAACUUAUAGCUAAAAGAAAAAUACACAAUUGCCAAACACUUACCCGAGUCUGUAAAUCUUAUAAACCGCUUCAGUGUGUUAAAUUCAGUCAGUUAUUCACUACUAGUAGCCACAGAAACACAAUUUUGCACUUUUGAUGAACGUCCACACGUGUAUUUAUAUCAGUAUUUAUAUUUUUAGUAUCUUCUGUCUUAGACGUGUUGUAUUGAUUGACGGCUCUCAUAUUUACGAGCCCUGUGCACAUCAGGCGUGGUCAGACUAAAACUAGAGAAUUGUGAGCUGAACUGUGGUUCAGCUUGUAAAUAAGCAGCGAUUAAUGAAUUCAUUUUAUUUUUGUAGAUUCAUUAAUGCAUGCGUAAACAGAAUUAAAUCAGUAUAUUUCUGGGUUGACAGACCUGGUUUGUGUUUUUGCUGUAUUAGUUGUACCUGAAGCAGAACGUCUUCUGACCCCAGUAGUUGGUGAAAUUGAUUAAAGCAGACAAUCCCGAUAAAUCGUCAUUAUUCUUCUAGUUUGUCUCAGAGGUAAAUUUAUUUAUUUUACUAGUGAUUCCCGUGUUAAAACCAGUUACCUGUUGUAGAUGGGAUGUACAGUGUAGCACAGCAAUACAUAAAAAAUCUGCACUUAUUACUGCUUCACAUUAUUAUGCAGGUUCGAAUGCUCGUUGUCUUUUUUUGAGAAUGUAUUUAAAUGCAAAAGAAUAAAAGUACUGAAAUUUCA